Molecule: messenger RNA, 2513 nt
Organism: Siniperca chuatsi (mandarin fish)
Lineage: Eukaryota; Metazoa; Chordata; Actinopteri; Centrarchiformes; Sinipercidae
Gene: gatc
Product: glutamyl-tRNA amidotransferase subunit C
Exons: 6
Coding region: 299-886 (195 amino acids)
Biological process (GO): mitochondrial translation; regulation of translational fidelity; glutaminyl-tRNAGln biosynthesis via transamidation
Cellular component (GO): mitochondrion; glutamyl-tRNA(Gln) amidotransferase complex
Molecular function (GO): glutaminyl-tRNA synthase (glutamine-hydrolyzing) activity
Source: RefSeq, a predicted model, not a curated record
AUACUAUCAGUGUCUUUCAAAAAAUUUUACUAAGGAAAGGUUGACUAUUUAAUAGAAUAAUAUUCCUCCACAUUCAAGACGCCCUCGACGCAUUUGAAAUAAAACGUUUCAGUCAGGUGUCUGCCUGGGACAUAAGCGAAGAAGGAAGGAAGUGGAAGUUAAACCUCUCGCUUCCCCUCGUCCUGCCUCCUUUGGGCUAGCUACAUCCAUGUGAAGCUAGUUUAGAGCCCUGCUCUAAGAAAAAGUGAUACUAUUUUUAUACAACUCGGACACAGCUGGCUCGCUAAUUGUGCUGAAAAUGUCAGUGUUUAGCCUCGCUGUUAAACGGACAUGCCGCGGCGUAUCACAGAAAAUCAUUCGGCCUUCAUUUAAUCUGUUAACAAACGAUGGUUACUCAGCAACAAACAUGGAGAACUUCCGCAGAAGAAGAAACAGCUGCUCGCGGAGCCACAUCACAAAUGUAACGCGUCUGUUGAGCUCUCAACCUCAUAACCCCAAGGUACCAGAGGUUGCAACAUGGGAACCAGUAUCAGAGGACCAACUUCCCCCGCCUGCCCAAAUCCCUGCUGACCUGGUGGACAAACUAGAGCGACUGGCCUUGGUUGAUUUCCGCACCAAACAGGGAGUGGCCUGUUUGGAGAAAGCUGUACGAUUUGUAGAUCAGCUUCAUGUUGUUGACACGUCGGGGGUUGAACCGAUGGAUUCAGUUCUAGAGGACAGGGCAUUAAACCUGAGGGACGAUGCCGUGGUGGAGGGGGACUGUGCUGAAGAACUGCUUCAGCUCUCCAGAAACACAGUGGAAGAAUACUUCGUGGCUCCACCAGGAAAUAUUCCUCUACCGAAGAGGGAGGAGAGGGCCGCCAUGCUGAAACACUCAGAGUUCUGAUGUUUAUGACUUUGUCCUCUAUUUAUUACUAAUUUUCCAUUUGGGAAGUUGUGUAAAAUAAAAACCUGCUUAUUUUUCAGUUUCAUUUGACACCUGUGGUUAAAUCUUGUUUCAGUAUCAUUUUAUUGAAUUGUGAUGUGUUAUGAGGACAUUCAGCGCAAUGGCAGUACACAGUUUUCAUGUGUUAUUUAUGAUCUUCAUGUGUCUAGUGUUGUUUAACUUUAAACAACCUUAAUCUCUCUUUCUGUUUUGUUUCCCUAGAAGACAUGUUUUUGUUUGGCUAAAAUACCCUGUGACGUGUUAGCCUCAUUUCUUCUGAUGAAAUGAUUUGGCCUUUCCUUGUUAGAACUACAAUGUCCUGAUUUGACCUCAUGCCAUCCAAAAGUCCCCUGUUAAUCUAAAGUUACCUGUAAUUAAUUUACACUAAGAGCUGUUCCUCCACUGCCCCACAGUACUCUUUAUUGCAUUAUUACUUAUUACUUAUUUUAUUACAUUGUAUUAUACUGUACUAUACUUAUCAACUGGUAAAUCCACUUUACACUUAGCUUUAUAAUUUAUAUCCACUUUUGUACUUAAUUUAAAUUUGCUGUAUUAUAGUGUAUCAUAUUUUGAUUUGCACAUCUCUUAUUUCUUACUAGAAAUAAAUGUCUCUGCGGAAUUAUUUUAUUAUUAUUUCUAUUUCUACUCCUGUGUGCACUGACGUGAUAGUGAUCAGCUGUAAGCCUCCAUAUACCCGAGUCAUAUGUUCGGAGAAUAGAAAUUGAAAGUUAUGAAGGCAGGAACGGAAAACGAAUGUGAAGUAAAGGGGGCGGCGUCGACCAGCGAGGCAGCCUGUUUAUAAGCUGCGGGGAGCUGAAGCCUCUGACAGCUGCUGCUGAGCAUCGCGUGUUCACCUGUCGCCGUCUGAAGACUCCAAGUUUUCCGGAGGAGUUUGCUAACGUGAUCAAAAGGCCACUUUCAUCAUGGAUAUUACCAUUGUUAUGCUGGAUGGGACGUCCCACACCCUGACGGUGCACCCACAGGACACAGUGGGCUCUCUGAAAACACGCAUCCAGGAGAAACUCGGAGUCCCCGCACAGAGGCAGAAGCUGGUGUUUGUCAACGGCCAGAGGACACCUCUCAGCGACGACCUGAAGCCUGUCAGCGGCUACGGCUUGCGGCCUGGUUCCCAGGUGUCUCUGCUGGUGACACAGCCGGCCACCAUCCAGGUGCUCCUCAGAAACGAGAAGGGGCAGGUGAGCACCUAUGAUAUCAAACCCGACGAGACUGUGAGCGACUUCAAGAGCAAGGUCCAAUGCAGAGAGGGGGUCCCGGUGACCCAGCAGAGGCUCAUUUACCAAGGCAGGGAGAUGAUGAAUGGUAAACUUGCGGACUACAACGUCGAAGCGCUGAGCACCAUCGACCUGACGUUCCGUCUGAGAGGAGGCUGAGGACACUUCAUAUAUCAGAAAGUGAAUAAUUUGUACAUAGUUUUUUUCAAUAUAAAUGAAGUAUUUCUUAUUUAUUUGUAUUUCCAUUUCUAAAAAAAAAUCAGUGCAUUCCUCUGUGUAAUUCUGUCAUGUCUUAAAACUUGUUUUGGCUUAAUAUAUUAAUUUGUUUUGACAAUAAAAAUAUGUCAUACACACAA